This is a messenger RNA of Gongylonema pulchrum, 603 nucleotides long. The record is from the annotation of a GenBank genome assembly. NCBI's taxonomy places the organism in Eukaryota, Metazoa, Nematoda, Chromadorea, Rhabditida, Gongylonematidae.
AUGGCGAUGUUGUACAAUUUUGAUUGGGUACCGCUGCCGAUCAUGUAUCCGCAGUUGAUUGUUCUUGCUGUUCACCUCUAUUUUGUUGUUUGCUUCUUUUCGCGACAACACAUUCUCUCUGAGGAAGCACCCAACAAGUCCGUUGUAACUCUAACAAAUGUGAAAUUUGACGAAGACAGAGUAGCAGAAGUUAGCUAUAACGAAGGCACUCGAUUCAACGGAGCAUUUCAGCUGGACGUUUAUUUCCCGUUCAUGACUGUUCUACAAUUUAUUUUCUACAUGGGCUGGUUAAAGGUGGCCGAAGCGAUACUCAAUCCGUUCGGCGAGGAUGAUGAUGACUUCGAAUGCAACUUUUUGCUCGAUAAAAACCUUGCGGUUGGCUUAACAAUAGUGGAUCAGGGCUAUAACCAACCACCGGCAAUGAAGAAAGAUCCGUUUUGGGACGAGCCUAUUAAGCCUCUGUAUACUCAACAAUCGGCAAUGCUCGAACGACGCAUGAGCGGUGUCACGGGCUCAACCGCACACGUCAAGUUAGCUUCUGGCUUUUAUAGUUUCAGGGAAUACGAACAAAGCUUAGAUCUCCCACAGCACUACGGAAAAUGA